Messenger RNA from Parascedosporium putredinis, 816 nucleotides. NCBI's taxonomy places the organism in Eukaryota, Fungi, Ascomycota, Sordariomycetes, Microascales, Microascaceae. The record is from the annotation of a GenBank genome assembly.
AUGGGCCACCACAACCGGGUUUUCCACGGCGACCGCUAUGCGCUCGAUGGCGCCUGGAGCCCGCCGACCAGCGCCGCCAACUUUUGCGAGGAAGAUUAUGCCGUCUCGCGCUAUGUUGCCGAAUUCAUAAACUCCAUCUCCAACUUGGCCUACAUCAUCCUCGCCCUCCAAUACAUGUACGGACCCGGCAGCCAAGGCCUCUGGAAGCCCCGAUGCGACUUCAUGUCCGUCUCCCUCUUCACCCUCGGGGUCGGCUCAUUCCUCUUCCACGCCUCCCUCCGCCAGAACCUGCAGUACGUCGACGACCUCUCCAUGCUCCUCGCCGCCUCCGCCAUGCUCCACGGCCUCUUCACCGUGCGCGCCACCCCGGCCCAGCGCUACCGCAACUCCGCCCUGCUCGCCCUCAUCGUCGGCGGCUUCUCCGCCUUUUACGUCUGGUCCGGCACCAUCAUCUACCACACCCUCGCCUUCGCCACCCAGAUCCUCGUCCUCACUUUUCGCUGCCUCUACCUUUUUCGUUGGCAGGAGCGCAAGUUCCCCGAGGACAAGGUGCGCUCCUGGAACACCCGCCGCUGGCAGGCUUCGGGCAUCUGCCUCGUCGGGUACAUCCUCUGGAACAUUGAUCUCGAGUUCUGCGCGCAGCUUCGCGCGUUCCGCGCCGGGAUUGGCCUCCCUUGGGCGUGGCUCUUUGAGCUGCACGGCUGGUGGCAUCUCUUGACCGCCAUUGGCGCGAACCACUUUAUCAAGGUCGUGAGGGAGAUUCGCGACGAGGAGGCCCGUGAAAAGGCGGCGCCCAGGCACAAGCAGGUCAAGUGA